Molecule: messenger RNA, 3207 nt
Organism: Schistosoma guineensis
Lineage: Eukaryota; Metazoa; Platyhelminthes; Trematoda; Strigeidida; Schistosomatidae
Source: the annotation of a GenBank genome assembly
AUGGCAACUGGUUCAUCAGACAGCUUGUUGGAUUCAGAUAAUGAGUCCGAGCGGCACCGUAAUUGUUCUACCUGUUCUUCAAGUUGCAUUAGUUGUCGAAAUUGUCGAGGUCCAAAAGUUUAUCAUGCUCGUGUAGUUAAUGUUGGUAGACCAUCGAAGACUCAGAAAUUUCCUUCGAAUCGGAUCAAUAAUCAAAAGUAUAAUGUAAUAAGUUUCAUUCCUUUGGUUCUUUUUGAACAGUUCAGUGUAUUUUUAAAUCUCGUCUUCCUUGUAAUUGCAUGUAGUCAAUUUAUUCCUGAACUUGGUGUGGGUCGUCUGUAUACAUAUUGGGGGCCACUUGGUUUUGUGAUUGCAAUAACCAUGAUUCGAGAAGCGGUAGAUGACAUUGGAAGAUGGUCUCGUGAUCGCGAUGUCAAUAUGGCUAUCUAUGGAAAGUAUGUCCGCAACAAAGAAGUUUCCGUUAUGAGUUCAGAUAUCAAAGUUGGUGAUCUUAUUCGUUUAGAGAAGAAUCAACGAGUUCCAGCAGAUAUGAUCUUAAUAUGGACAUCAGAUCGAAAUGGUUCUUGUUUUAUACGGACAGAUCAACUUGACGGUGAGACUGACUGGAAAUUACGUUAUGCUAUACCAACUACACAUGCUUUUGUCAGCCGUACUGGUCAUCCAAGUUCAUUGUGGGAUAUGGAAGCUCAAGUUUAUGCUGAAGCGCCGAGACAGAGUAUACAUAAUUUCGAAGGAACGUUCGUUCGUACAGAUGUCAAUCCUACUUCACCAACAGAUUCUGAAGCAUCAGAAGUUUCAUUAAAUAUUGAUCACACACUCUGGUCCAACACUGUACUAGCUACUGGAAGUGCUAUUGGCUUGGUCAUAUACACAGGAUCAGAAACACGUGCAGUAAUGAAUUCAAGUAGAGUACGUACAAAACGUGGGAAAAUCGAUCAAGAGAUUAACAAUAUCACAAAACUCUUAUUCUGUAUCCUAGUACUUCUAGCUCUUAUCAUGGUUGCACUGAAAGGUUUCAGUGGAUCUUGGUAUAAAUAUUGGUGGCGUUUUGUUGUUUUAUUCUCUUACAUUAUUCCUCUGGCAUUGCGUGUUAAUAUGGAUUUGGCAAAAAUCGUAUACUCUUUUAUGAUAAUGCGCGACAAAUCCCUGCCAAACUGCCUUGUUCGUAAUACUAAUAUACCUGAAGAAUUGGGUCGUAUUUGUUAUUUAAUGUCAGAUAAAACUGGUACACUUACACAAAAUGAAAUGGUUUUUAAAAAGCUACAUUUAGGCAGUGUAGCUUUUGCGUCAGAUUCCAUGGAAGAGGUUGUCCAAGGAUUACGUAAUCAUUUCACUGCUGGUUCCACAAUCGGUAAUUUAUCAGAUCAAUUAACUCGUCAAAUUCGUCGUACAACCAAUGAACGUAUGGCUGAUGCAGUAUUAGCCAUAGCUAUAUGCCAUAAUGUUACACCGAUGACAGAAAUUUAUUCAAAUCCUGGAUCGAUUGAUGUACCAGGUGGAGAGAGUAAAGAAGCUAUGGCUAUGGUAGAAUUAUCUGAUCCAAUUGGUUAUCAAGCUAGUUCACCUGAUGAAGUAGCUCUUGUUUCAUGGACUGCAACUGUUGGUGUAACACUUGUGUUUCGUGACCUGCACAGAAUGCGAUUACGUCUACCUAAUGACUCUUUUGUUGAGUAUGAAAUCUUGAAUUUAUUUCCAUUUUCAUCGGAAUCUAAACGAAUGGGUAUUAUUGUACGUGACUAUUCAUCCAAAAGAAUAAUAUUUUAUGUUAAAGGUGCAGAUACUGUUAUGAGUAGUCUUGUAUCCUAUGUGGAUUGGUUAGAAGAUGAAGCUGGUAAUUUGGCUAGAGAAGGAUUACGAACAUUGGUUGUCGCUUCGCGUACUUUAACUGAAGAACAAUACUCAGAUUUCGCACAACGAUACCAUAGCGCUAAAAUGUCUUUAACUGAUCGUGUCGAAAAAAUGCAGUCAGUUGUAGCAACUUUAGAAACAAAUUUAGAAGUUCUCUGUUUAACAGGAGUAGAAGAUAAACUUCAAGAUGGAGUUCGUCCUGCAUUAGAAGCAUUAAGAAAUGCUGGUAUACGUGUUUGGAUGUUGACUGGGGAUAAACUUGAAACAGCUGCAUGUAUCGCUAAAUCUUCUCGUUUAGUCAGUCGUGAUACACCUAUGUAUAUAUUUAAAUCAGUUAGUGGUCGAAUGGAAGCUCAUUUAGAAUUGAACGCUUUUCGUAAACGUUGUGAUCAUGCCUUAUUGAUAACUGGAACAUCAAUGGAAACAUGCUUAAGAUUUUAUGAACAUGAAUUUGUUGAAUUGGCAAGACAAUCACCGGCUGUAGUUGUAUGCCGUUGUUCACCGACACAGAAAACACAAAUCGUCACUUUAUUAAGAUAUCAUACAAAAGCAAGAGUAGCAGCUAUCGGUGAUGGAGGCAAUGAUGUUGGCAUGAUUCAAGCAUCUGAUCUUGGUCUUGGUCUUUUAGGUAAAGAAGGUCGACAGGCUAGUCUAGCAUCUGAUUUCAGUUUAGCACAAUUUAAACAUGUUACACAAUUGUUACUUGUUCAUGGAAGGAAUUGUUAUAAAAAUACUGCUGCAUUGGCCUUGUUUGUUAUUCAUCGAGGUUCCAUUAUCACCGUCAUGCAAGCGAUAUUUUCAGCUGUUUUCUAUUUUGUUGCAAUACCGUUAUUCCCAAGUUUUCUAUAUGUUGGUUAUGCCACAGUGUUCACUAUGUUCCCUGUAUUUUCAUUGGUGCUUGAUAAGGAUGUACCGGAUCGUAUUGCUCUAACUUACCCUGAAUUAUAUAAAACUUUACAGAAAGGUCGUGAAUUAACUUUUAAAACAUAUUUCAUCUGGCAGUUGAUUAGUGUUUAUCAAGGUAGUGUUAUCAUGUAUGGUGCAUUGUUACUUUUCGAAGAUGAAUUCAUUCAUGUAGUAGCUAUCACAUUUACAGCUUUAUUAUUAACAGAAUUACUUAUGGUAGCUAUUACCAUACGUACAUGGCAUCUUCUAAUGAUUUUAGCGGAAGUUAUCAGUUUAGCAAUUUAUAUAAUGGCUUUGAUUGUCAUGAAAGCAUAUUUUGAUUCAGUAUUUCUAAGAACAAUCGGAUUUGUUUGGAAAGUAUUAGCUAUCACUGGUGUCAGUUGUAUACCAAUAUUAAUAUUGAAAUUUAUUCAUUAUAAAUUUAGACCAUCGAUUUAUUCAAAACUACAAUAG